AUGUCCGAAGAAGACACUAAAACGAUUUGGUGCGGAAAUUUAUCUGAACAAGUAAAUGAGGAAUUACUUUACGAGUUGUUUUUGCAGGCAGGUCCUCUUGAAAAAGUGAGAAUCCCAAGAGAUCGAGAUGGUCGACAGCGUAAUUUUGCAUUUAUAACUUAUAGACAUGAGGUGUCAGUGCCAUAUGCUCUCAAUUUAUUCAGUGGAACAGCACUCUACAAUAGGACAUUAUCUAUACAAUGCAGAGGCCAAAUGGUACCAUUACCCCCACCAAUUCGUGCAUAUGGUACAGAAGUACCCAUAGAAUUCCAUGACACCUCUGUUAUUCAGCAAUUUGAAGACAUGACAGAGAAGAUGAAAGAUGACACUCAAAGACCUGUUCCUUUAUUUAGGAAUGAAAUGAAUGAUGCCCUUGUAUUAGCUAGUUUACAAGGGAAUUGGUCUCACAGACAUCAUCCUUAUAAACAAAAAGAAAGCCGUCCAUAUGCGAGGGAUGACUACAGGCACAGAGACAAUAAAAAGAAGCGCUCGAGCCAUUGGCGAGAUAGAAAAAAUCAGAGACAUCAUAGACGGGACUAG
Messenger RNA from Leptosia nina, 579 nucleotides. NCBI's taxonomy places the organism in Eukaryota, Metazoa, Arthropoda, Insecta, Lepidoptera, Pieridae. The record is from the annotation of a GenBank genome assembly.